AUGUACGAGUGCCUUUUCGGUUUCACUCCGUUUGCCUGCGACGACCGCCAACAGACCAAGCUCAAGAUCCUGCAGCACAAGAAGACUUUGAUGUUUCCACAACCAGAGGGUGUCCCAAUUCCGAGCAUGGAAGCAUUGGAUCUCAUGAUGCAAAUUUUGGUGGAAAAGGAGAAACGCCUCUGCAGUCGGCAGUAUGAACACAAUGACUUCACCAGGAAGAUUGUCGGCGGCCGUCUUGUCCGUUGCGUCGCGGACAAGGCUCAUCAAAACUACCAGGGGUAUUUUGUCUAUCCUGGCGAUGCUGAAGAUAUCAAGCGUCAUGCAUGGUUUGCCAACACUAAUUGGGACACGUUUUACCGGCAACGUCCGCCUUAUGAGCCUCGCGUCAGAGAUUGGGAAGACACCAAAUACUUUGAUGAAGAGGAUGCCCUAUCCGACAUGGAUUCUGCGACAACGCUGGACGAGGUUGGUGUCGCGCCCGGACAGGAAGCCGCUGCUCAACAUACAAACGCAAACACCAAGCGCAAAACUACCCAACUGAGCCAUCAUCAGGCAGAAGGGCAGAAUAUUGUGCCAUCCAGCGCCAUGAACAUCCCCCCUCCCCAGGACUGUCCCGGACUGGGGGUCACCCAUGCUGAAGCGGAACAGAUGCAUGCGCUGAAAAAUCCUCUUAUGCAACCACGGGUGAAUGGGUGCCUCACGACUGGAGCCACGCUUGUGGACACAGGUCUCCAUAUUGAAGGCACUCUGGCCACGAUAAUCACGGAAAAUGUGAAGCCCAAAGCCAAGAAGAGGGAAAAGAAGAGGCCCAGAGACAUCAUCUUGCGGGACCCUGCUGCAGGAGCACCGGCUUUGGAGGCUCGGAAACUCGGCGCCUUCAUGGGUUAUGAGUAUCGUCAGCCUACAACGGCUCAGGACAUUAUAGAACAGGUGGUCGUGGAGGAGAUGGAAGGAAACAACAUCAAAAUGUAUCGGCAAGAGUGUGAUCAGCAUGAUCCAGACCUAACGUACGAGAGGCGGGUAUACAUGGACGCCGGCGGGCAGUUGUUUCCCCGCCAACGAGCUGCGCUGGUGUGA
Fonsecaea pedrosoi CBS 271.37 is the source of this 1077-nucleotide messenger RNA. RefSeq lists its product as uncharacterized. Gene Ontology annotation, molecular function: protein serine/threonine kinase activity; ATP binding. The transcript has a single exon. Bases 1 to 1077 code for a protein of 358 amino acids. NCBI's taxonomy places the organism in Eukaryota, Fungi, Ascomycota, Eurotiomycetes, Chaetothyriales, Herpotrichiellaceae. Gene Ontology annotation, biological process: actomyosin structure organization; peptidyl-threonine phosphorylation. The record is from RefSeq and is a predicted model, not a curated record. Gene Ontology annotation, cellular component: cytoplasm; cytoskeleton.